CGGAAGCAGUAAGUGACAGUAGCUAGCUGGAGCUCAAUGUGACAUUCUUCUGCGGUUGUUUCUGACCUGUUAUUUUAGAAUCAGAAUGUUUCUCACUGCGGUAAACCUUGCCAAGAGCAAAUCUAAGACGUUGCUGGUUCAGAUGGUAAGUGCAGCUGGCACAGGUCACUGUUUCAACACAAAGAGAGGUCGAUUAAGAGAGAAACUGGUUUUGCGAAAGCAUGACCCAGUAGUAAACAAACAUGUUUUGUUUUUUGAGAAGAGGAAGAUCCGCUCACUUUAAACAUGGGAAGAACUCUUUUGAAACAGACACAAAAUGACAGUCCAUUUGCGUCGUGUCAAACUGUAGACAUGAAACAGACCCUACAGUGAGGCGAUCAAGAUCUAAACCUCCAAGAAGAAAGAUUUGAAGAUCUGAGUGGAAUUUGUGGACCCCACACCACUGCAACUAUGGAUGACUGGCUCAUUGUAAAGGGACCAGAAAGUAGUUGUACAUCCUGUUAGAAUAAUGUACUGUUCAACUGACAAUUAUGUAAAAUUUGUUUCUUUUCUUUUUGGACUAAAGGCAAAAAAAAAAAAAAGAAAGAAAAAAGAAAACCUUUUGCAAACAAUGUACCACCUACACAAUGAUGGAUCAUUUUAGGCUGAAGUGGAUUUGUGAUAUUAGCCUGUAAAAUUUAUUUGUGAGAAAAUCAGUAUAUAUAAGUGUGUUGCCAUGCUAAAAAUAACAUAAAUUCAAACAUAACAA
Molecule: messenger RNA, 748 nt
Organism: Xyrauchen texanus (razorback sucker)
Lineage: Eukaryota; Metazoa; Chordata; Actinopteri; Cypriniformes; Catostomidae
Gene: mrpl33
Product: mitochondrial ribosomal protein L33
Exons: 4
Coding region: 86-283 (65 amino acids)
Biological process (GO): translation
Cellular component (GO): mitochondrion; ribosome
Molecular function (GO): structural constituent of ribosome
Source: RefSeq, a predicted model, not a curated record